UGGUGUGGAUUAAAGCGGUUGUCUACGUUACAGCAGCGCCCUCUGCAGCACGAGCUCAUACGAGCACAGGAAGCAGUCUGACGUCACCAGAAUCCCAAAGAUGGCGGCGUUGGUUGCGCCUCGCCUGGCCAUGUUUGGCACCUUUUCAACAAGGCCCAUUUCAGUGUUUGUAGUUCAACAGAAGAGUCUGCACAACGGUGCAAAAAAUGAGAACACCAGCACAACUGUGGUUCCAGUCAGAGAGAAGAGCACUGCAGUGGCAGCAGCCAAACCAGCAUCUGUAGCCAGCAGCAAGGGGGAGUAUGUUAUCACCAAGCUGGACGACUUGGUUAACUGGGCGCGCAGGAGCUCUCUGUGGCCUAUGACCUUUGGCCUGGCAUGCUGCGCAGUGGAGAUGAUGCACAUGGCGGCACCUCGUUACGACAUGGACCGCUUCGGAGUGGUCUUCAGAGCAAGUCCCCGACAGGCUGAUGUCAUGAUUGUGGCAGGAACGUUGACCAAUAAGAUGGCUCCGGCUCUACGGAAGGUGUACGACCAGAUGCCUGAGCCCAGAUAUGUCAUUUCCAUGGGAAGCUGUGCUAACGGAGGAGGCUACUACCACUACUCUUACUCUGUUGUCAGAGGUUGCGACCGAAUCGUACCAGUGGACAUUUAUGUUCCAGGUUGUCCCCCUACUGCAGAGGCUCUUCUCUAUGGGACUUUACAGCUGCAGAGGAAAAUCAAGCGUGAGAAGAAGCUGAAGAUCUGGUAUCGGAAGUGAAUGUGUUAAGAGUGUGUGUUUAUCUGGUAUAUAAAUGCUGUAUUUCUAGUUUCAUUUGGGGCGCUGCUCCUCCUCCAUGUAGAGCUGCAGGAACUCAAUAAAUCCAUUGUUGUAAUUUACACACAGUACACUGCUGCUUAUUUUCAACCAAACCCAGCAGCGGACACACUUUUCUUCUUCUUUAGUUCAGUUUUAGAGUAUGGAGACGGUUUAUGUAACAGGAGCAACACGUAAGCAUCUUACUCAAGGUUUGCACUUGUGUCAGGAUUUAAGCCACAGUUUAAAUCUGUAAUUCAUCUUUAUUCAAGUAGAUGUGCUUAAUUUUACAAUAUCGAACCCUGACUUAGUCAUGACCGUAAGAUAAGAGUGUCAUACUAUAUUAUCUCAUUGCAUAUUAUUUUGAAUAAACUGGGCGUACAUGAAAACACAUUA
This is a messenger RNA of Scatophagus argus, 1192 nucleotides long. RefSeq names its product NADH:ubiquinone oxidoreductase core subunit S7 (gene ndufs7). Gene Ontology annotation, molecular function: quinone binding; 4 iron, 4 sulfur cluster binding; NADH dehydrogenase (ubiquinone) activity. Bases 101 to 760 code for a protein of 219 amino acids. The transcript has 8 exons. NCBI's taxonomy places the organism in Eukaryota, Metazoa, Chordata, Actinopteri, Scatophagidae. The record is from RefSeq and is a predicted model, not a curated record. Gene Ontology annotation, biological process: aerobic respiration; electron transport coupled proton transport; mitochondrial respiratory chain complex I assembly.